Messenger RNA from Rhincodon typus (whale shark), 2167 nucleotides. It is a transcript of the gene etv1, whose product is annotated as ETS variant transcription factor 1. Gene Ontology annotation, biological process: regulation of transcription by RNA polymerase II; cell differentiation. The coding region runs from base 531 to 1952 and encodes 473 amino acids. Gene Ontology annotation, molecular function: DNA-binding transcription factor activity, RNA polymerase II-specific; sequence-specific DNA binding. Lineage: Eukaryota; Metazoa; Chordata; Chondrichthyes; Orectolobiformes; Rhincodontidae. Gene Ontology annotation, cellular component: nucleus. The transcript has 14 exons. The record is from RefSeq and is a predicted model, not a curated record.
GCUAAUUUGAAUAAAGGAUUCAAUGUUGUUUUGCAAGGUUUAUUUGUUUAGUCUUGCAUCUGCUCCGGACCCAUCAAAUAUGAGUAGCUGAUGCUAUGGAUUAUUAAUGCCGAAUUAUGUUUAGAUAAUAAUGUUGGGGUUAGCUAUGAUGUCUCCGAAACUUAUUUUGAAUGUCUCGGCCUGCGUUAGUCCUAGAGAAAGGAAGCCUGUAUCUUUAAUCAAGUACAGAAGUGAGUGAUUGACAGCUAGAAAUUGGAGCCGAUGAAACAGACAGGCGACCAAUGAGAAAGAUCCAUUAGAAAACACUGGAGGCCCCUGGAGGAGAAGCAAAGGAAAAACGAGUGAAUUGAGCACAAUCAUAGGUCUGGGCUGCCUUGAAAGGACUCUACAUCAACUAAUUCAUGCUAUUUACCAAAUCUGACGGGAAUAUUUAUAUGCGAUCGCUCUGCACCCAUUCAGGCUGACCGGGUCCAGCAAGGCACAGUCUAUCCAUCUAAAUGCUGAAGAGUAGGACGAGCUAAGAGUUUGCGAUGAGCUGCGGAAUCGACGGAUACUACGACCAGCAAGUGCCUUACAUGAUAACAACUCCUAAGCCACAUGGAGGGAAGUGUAGUGAAAGGACAACAAGUGAAAGGAAAAGGAAAUUCAUUGAUACAGAUUUAGCUCAAGAUUCAGAAGAACUCUUUCAGGAUUUGAGCCAGCUACAGGAAACCUGGCUCGCAGAAGCUCAAGUCCCUGACAAUGAUGAACAGUUUGUGCCAGAUUUCCAGUCUGAAAACUAUCCUUUCCACAAACCCUGCACCAACUCCACGCAGCAGCUCAAAGGACAUUCUUGCCUUGUCACUGGAAGCUGGUCACAAAUGGUGGCUUUUCAUGGCCUCCCUCUAAAAAUCAAGAAGGAACCACAGAGUCCCUGUUCUGAGCUGAGUACUGCCUGCAGCCAUGAGCAACCUUUCAAGUUUAGUUAUGGGGAAAAGUGCCUGUAUAAUGUCAGUGCCUACGAUCAGAAGCCACCCGCAGGAUUGAAACCCUCUAACCCGCCAACCCCAUCCAGCACACCAGUCUCCCCUUUGCACCAUGGCUCACCUAAUCCUGCAGCAACUCCCAAACCGGACCGGAGUUUUCCAGCUCAUCUGCCUACCACCCAGCCCAUUCCAGAGAAUGCCUAUCCAAUGGAUCCUAGAUUCCGGCGUCAGCUUUCAGAGCCGUGCCAUUCGUUCCCACCUCCUCAUGGGCUGCCCAGGGAAGGUCGUCCGAUGUACCAGAGGCAAUUGUCUGAGCCCAACAUCCCUUUUCCCCCUCAGGGCUUCAAACAGGAAUAUCAUGAUCCAGUCUAUGAACAUGCCACCAUGAUUAGUGGGCCAACAAACCAGAGUUUUCCGCAGCCGAUGAUGAUUAAGCAAGAACCACGAGAUUACGCAUAUGAUUCAGGUUGCAUGUAUGAAAAGGGUCCCAGACAUUUUUAUGAUGACACCUGUGUUGUGCCUGAAAAGUUUGACAGAGCACGAGGCCGCACUGAUGCAGUCAACAAUAGAGCUGAGAAAGAGGUAAGGGAUUGUUUCAGUGUAGUUGCAGAAGAGGUACUGUUCUACAAAUUCUACAAAAAGGCAAGCAUAGAUCAGGCCCAUGUAGCGCGACGUUGGGGAAUCCAGAAGAAUCGUCCUGCUAUGAAUUACGACAAGCUGAGCCGCUCACUGCGCUAUUACUAUGAGAAGGGCAUCAUGCAGAAAGUCGCGGGAGAAAGAUAUGUGUAUAAAUUUGUCUGUGAUCCAGAAGCGCUUUUCUCGAUGGCUUUCCCAGACAACCAGAGGCCAGUGCUGAAAACUGAUAUUGAGCGCCAUAUCAACGAAGAGGACACAGUCCCUCUCUCCCAUUUUGAUGAGAACAUGGCCUAUAUACAAGAGAGUGGCUGUUGCAAUCCCCAUCCAUACAAUGAAGCCUAUGUGUACUGAUGCAACCAAUUUGGGGCAGUCACUCCGUGUUUGUUUUCUUUUCUCUAUUAUUUUCCUCUGUAGACCAUGACCCAGGAUUUACUUCAUCUCUUCAGCAUCUCUGACAUCAAGCAGUGGGUCCACGGUUUCUGUCGCAUUAACCCCAUGGUCCACCACCAGGGACAGUGCACUUUAUGAAAAGACUCAUUCGAGUUCUACAUGUUUUUUUCAGGGUA